This is a messenger RNA of Dissoconium aciculare CBS 342.82, 1317 nucleotides long. Its product is annotated as haloacid dehalogenase, type II. The coding region runs from base 418 to 1209 and encodes 263 amino acids. The record is from RefSeq and is a predicted model, not a curated record. The transcript has 2 exons. NCBI's taxonomy places the organism in Eukaryota, Fungi, Ascomycota, Dothideomycetes, Mycosphaerellales, Dissoconiaceae.
CGCGACCUGCAAGGCAGAGAAGCAUCAUGCUAGGUGGACAAUGUCCCGACGUGACGAUGGAUGUCGUUGAAAACGAUCGGUGUAUGACCGACACAACAUCCUAGAUCACGCCCGGUGUUAUGCCGACGCUGUGGGGCAACGACCUACCUAUUGAUGAACAACAAUCCAAUACACGGACGACAACACGACCUGCACAGCAAUGAGGCUUGAUGGAGUGUGCGAUGGUCGGAGAUGAGAGCUCUCGCUACGGAUAAGUCUACUCAUCGUGAUUCAUCUUGUGGUCUUUCUGUAAAUGGGCCUUGUAGGGCGUUCGAGAUUGCGGGAUAGAUAUAUAAGAUGGUUGUCCCUUCUGGGAUAAUCCAUGAAUAGAGCUGUAUUGACCGCUCGUUCAACAACUUCAUCACUUGGCCGCUCAAAAUGACGUCUGAUCAAACGCCUAUCAAGGCGCUUCUCUUCGAUGUGUUUGGAACCUGUGUCGAUUGGCAUUCGACGGUGACAAGGGCCCUGUCAACAGCCGCAACUCGUUCACUCGAGACACGGACGGACCUUGAUGUCGGAGUUCGCGAGAAGGCGAAUCAACUGUGUAAAGAUGGCUGGGGCGACUUUACGCAUGCGUGGCGGUCAACAUACAAGGCUUUCACCCGCGAGCUUGCCUUGAACCCCACCGCCACGUUCAAGACCGUCGAUGAGCAUCACUUCGAUUCUCUGCUCGAGCUCCUCACCAAGGACGGUCUAUUGGCUGCUGGUAACGCUCAUGGCUCGCUCUUUGAUGAUGGGCAGCUCCGAGAACUGUCAUUGACAUGGCAUUACCUUGACCCAUGGACGGAUACCCCGGCCGGUAUCCGCCUGUUCAACGAGAAAUUCAUCACAUCCACACUGAGCAAUGGAAACCUUGCACUCAUGAAGGAUCUGGUCAAGUUUGCCGACAUGGAUUUCAAGCACAUCAUGGCCGCCGAUAUGUUUCAAGCAUACAAGCCAAAUCCAAAGGUUUAUCUGGGUGGUGCGGAAAGGCUAGGUCUACGGCCAGAGGAGUGUUGCAUGGUUGCAGCUCACCUCGACGAUCUGAAGCAUGCGAAAUCCAAUGGCUUGCGAACACUUUUCGUAGAUAGGGCACAAGAGCCCAUUCCUGAAUCCGGUGUUGAUUAUGUCGAUUUUUGGGUCUCCAAGGAGGAGGAUGGCUUCAUUGCAGCAGCUAGUAAACUUGCCUGAUCUGUUCGAGUGGGACUCAUUGACUUGAUGAUACCUUGGUACCAUACCAUAUAUAUACUGUUUAUUGUCGUGUGUACAUGGCCUCUGAUUAGAGAUGUAUAUGUGGAU